This is a messenger RNA of Dictyostelium discoideum AX4, 1707 nucleotides long. RefSeq lists its product as hypothetical. The coding region runs from base 1 to 1707 and encodes 568 amino acids. NCBI's taxonomy places the organism in Eukaryota, Evosea, Eumycetozoa, Dictyosteliales, Dictyosteliaceae. The transcript has a single exon. The record is from RefSeq and is a predicted model, not a curated record.
AUGUCUGUUAUUAUUAAUUCUAUUGCUGAUUUAAAAACUUAUGAACCAACUUCAACUGUAACUACUGUUUAUGUAAAAGCAUUUACUGUCAAUACAAAUAUUGGUGGUGGUGAUUUUUAUUAUGAUAGUGCUGAUACAACUACUGUAACUGAUAAUGCUACUGUUAUUGUAACAAAUGGUGGUAAAAGAUGGAAAAAAGUUAUUAGUGAUUUUAAUGAUCUUAAUGUCACUCAUUUUGGUGCAUUAAAAGAUGGAGUUACAGAUUGUUCUGCCGCUUGUAUUACUAUGCAUAAUUGGUCUGUUAAAUAUGCUCCAAAAUUAGGUAUUCGUUUCCCAGCUGGUACUUUUAAAAUUAGUGGAAUUGAUUUAUCAAAUACUUCAAUCGCCCAUUUCAGAAUGACUGGCUCCACUGUCGCAUAUGGUUAUUUCCCAGCAACAACUUUAAUUUCCGAUCAAGGUACUGGUAUGAUGGUAAAAGUUAAAGCAAGAUGGACCGAAAUCUCCAACCUUAUUAUCUAUGGUGAAAAUGAUAAAGUAGUCAAUACCAAAGGUUUCUACCAAAAUACUGAAAUUGAAGGUGAAUUCAUUCGUAUUACCAAUAUUAAUUUUAGAAAUUUGGGUGGUGUUUGUGUAUCAAUGGUUGAUACAUUGGAUACUAAAAUUGAUCAAUUCUAUGUUACAAGAUGUACUGGUGGUGUAAUUUAUGGAACAUGGUCUGGUUCAGCUACUGGUUCAUGGGAUCAUUUGACAGCUGUUGAAUUGACAAACUUUAAUAUUCAAAAUUGUACAGGUGCCAAUAUCUUUGAUUUGCAAAGAUGUACCCAAUCAAUCAUUAGAAAUGGUUGGAUUGAGCAUUCAGAUUCACCAGGUGAUUUAUCAAAUGGUCAAUGGGUUAUUGAAGCCUUAAGCAUGGAAGAUUGUGUCAACCCAUUGAAUUUAACCUUUUGUCGUUAUAUUAUUACCCAAAAGAAUUUACAAGGUACCUCUGCAAUACUUACAAAUGAUAGUACCAAAUCAACAUGGUUAUCAAUUUGGGAGAAUGGUGGCACUGAAAUUGAAAACUAUGGUAUUAGAACCACUGGAUCUAUGAAUUAUGGUCAAUUGACAUCCGAAUUUAGAUUCUCCAAUAGUUCAGCCUCUUCACAAUGGUUACGUCUUGGUGAAGUGUUUAUUCCAUCCGAUGGUGAUACAUUAAAUAUUCGUAUUGUUGGUUCAUUGGGUUUCUCCAGUCUUACCAAUAGUCAUGAUGUUGCAAGUGGUCGUCAUGGUAAUGGUGAGGCACUAUUAAGAGUUCAAAAGAAGUCUCCAGGUGUUCAAAUGUCAUGGGAAGGUAGAGGUUCUUGUCCAGUUACAGAUGUUAUGUACUUACCUGCAACUAAUAAAACCAAUUGUUCAAUCUAUAUUAAACUUGGACCAUAUGUUAUGAACACUGUCGCUAUACUUGAAACUUCUGCUCGUGAUCGUUAUUAUGCUGGUGUUUGCUUUCGUUGGAUGUAUGAUGGCACUAAACUCGACGAAACUGCUGUUACCACUAUUGAAGGUAUUGUACAAGCAUUACCACAAGCAUCUUGGAAUGCUGGUAAAAAUGGUAUAGCAAUUGGUUCUGAUGGUUAUUUUGGUAUUACAACAGUUCCAAUUGGAACAGACAAUCAAUUACCAAUUUAUAUUAAUGGUUCAUUAUAUAAAAUUGCUGUAGUUAAACAAUAA